Empidonax traillii (willow flycatcher) is the source of this 2435-nucleotide messenger RNA. It is a transcript of the gene DESI1, whose product is annotated as desumoylating isopeptidase 1. Lineage: Eukaryota; Metazoa; Chordata; Aves; Passeriformes; Tyrannidae. Gene Ontology annotation, molecular function: peptidase activity. The record is from RefSeq and is a predicted model, not a curated record. Gene Ontology annotation, biological process: protein modification by small protein removal.
GGUGCGCGGUGGUUGCGCAUGCGCACGGGCAGGGUCGCCCCUUCCGCCCCGUCUGUCACCUCCCGGCUGGUGCCGCCGCACCCGCCACCGGCACCGGCGCCGCCUGUUCCCCCGCUCUGCCGCUUCCCGGAGGGAAGGGCCGUUCCACCUUGCCUGCAGGGGCUCCGGUUGCCGCCCGGCGGCCGCGCCCGCGCCCCAAUGGAGGAGCCACUGGCGCUGCACCCCGUGAAGCUCUAUGUGUACGACCUGUCCAAGGGCAUGGCCCGGCGCCUCAGCCCCCUCAUGCUGGGGAAACAGCUGGAUGGCAUCUGGCACACCUCCAUAAUAGUCCAUAAGGAUGAAUUCUUCUAUGGCAGUGGAGGAAUUUCCAGCUGUGCACCUGGAGGGACACUUCUUGGCCCCCCGGACACAGUUGUUGACCUGGGGAACACUGAAGUCACUGAAGAAAUUUUUCUGGAGUAUCUUUCCUCUCUGGGGGAAUCUAUGUUCCGAGGAGAGUCUUAUAACCUCUUUGAACAUAACUGCAACACCUUCAGUAAUGAAGUGGCACAGUUUCUGACAGGAAGAAAAAUCCCUUCCUACAUCACUGACCUUCCAUCUGAAGUUCUUUCCACACCUUUUGGACAAGCUUUAAGGCCCCUCCUGGACUCCAUCCAGAUCCAGCCACCCGGAGGAAAUACCUUCAGCAGACAUAAUGGACAGAGCUAACAGGAGUGACCGAGUGUGCCCAGCCUCACCAGGCCUCUUCCUUUUUAAACAUGAAUCUACCAGAUUUCUAUUUUAUAAUUUCCCAUCAGAAUUAACUCUGGAGAAGUUGCAAGACAAGUUUUAAAAUUUCCUAGGGAGAGGAUUUAUCAGGGUGCAUGUAAGACAAUGCUACCAAAAAGAUUGCCAUAAUUUCUAAUAGCAUUUUACUAAUUUAUAAAGGCUGUCUUGUCGAGUAGGCUGAGACUUUCUACGUAACUCCUGUGCUGGUAAGUGAAAAUUCAUUCCGUGAGCAUUCAAGGGCCCAUCACACAAUUUGAAGUAAAUAAGGGGAUGUCCUAACCAUCCCUUGCAGACUUGCAUGCAUUUCUCCUCUCACUGCCUGUAUUAUGGGGGUCUCUGCUGAAGUCUGUAGCAAAAAAGGCAAAGGAAGUGUUGGUAGCCUAGGAAGUGAAGGUGUCCCAGGAUUAGUCUUCUGCGUAUUUCACUGACAUUGUUAUUUGCUCAAGGGAAAAGCUGAACUCAUCUGACUAGAACAUUUGCAGUGGCACAGCUGUGUGGGAAAGGUGAUGAAGCUGAACUAUGUGUCAGUGUCACACUCGAGUUGGAACUCAGUGGAACUUGCUGUGGUGGGAGGGAGGCUGGAACUGAAGGUUACCAAGAAGCUUGUAAUGCCAGAUCCAAGAGUUAUGGGAAAGAACCAGCUGAAAGAACAGAAUCUCAUGAGCGGAAGUGGUAGAAACAAAUUUCAGGUGAAAGUAAAGUGAAGUGAAAUGUUUCCUUUUCUCGCAUGUAAACUUAUCAACAGAUAGACAGAACCUUCUUAAUUAUUUACCUUUGCAUAAGAACUGUGUUUUCUUGGGUUUUUCUCCUUACUAAACCAGACUUACAGUACAGUAAGACAGGAAUAGCAUGGCAACUGCAUGAUAAUACAAGUUGGACCAAUUCUGCAUUCACUAUCGAGUUGCAGACACAGUAGGAGUUCCAACUUUCAUUGAUAUUGCUGCCCUUUCCAAAGCAGUCAGCGACAUCAGAGAAAGGAGACAUCUCUGCUUAAGAGAAAUAAAUGCUAGGUCUCCCCAAAUGUAAAGAAAAUGAAGAAGAGUAAAAUUAGGCUUUCCAUGGAGCAACUGAGUUUUUUGGGAAACACGCAGAAGCAGUCCUGUCCUUAGAUCGACCUUAGAUUGUAUCAAUACUACAUCUACUAGUUUAAGAUUUUUAUAGCUUUGCAAUUAUUUGCAGUGGGAGAAGAACAGGGGAAUGAAAGAAUAGGCACACUGGUUUCUUUUCAUGCAUGUAUUUAUACUAUUUUCCUGAACAAUUUUGUAGCAGUUACAUUUAGGAAGGAAUACCAGAAAGACAUCGAACAAACCCCAAACAUUGCUGAUGCUCCAGAAAUGGGGAUUGCACGUCCCAGAUGCUGCUGAAAAAGCAUAUAUGCAAAUGUACAGCCCUUUGUCCAGUGCUUUGUUGUGAAAAGUGUUGCUGCAAGUUCAGUCCUGCAUCUCAAACUUCCUGCACUGGAAACUUUAUGCAUACCUAAAGGAGGUGUCUUUCCUCUGCUGGGUUCUUUCUCCCAGAAUAAUGCAGUUUGAUAAGCUUGUCACAUUAUUUCUCUGUUUGGACUAUAAUGGUUUGUAUUUAUGAGGGGUUGGAAUAGAAGAAAACUGCAUUUUCAUCACUGUCAAAUACUCUGUUGCCCUGCAACUUGUGGAGCCACUGCACAGAUG